CAAGAAUUUCACAUCGGCUUCGCCCUCUGUCUUCAUUGUAGAAAAGUUAAAGUGAAUUUUGUUUUUUUCUUGAUUAGUUAAGUAUAAAACAAUUAUGAUAAAAGCUAUUUUAGUUUUUAACAAUCAUGGCAAACCGCGCCUCUCCAAAUUUUAUCAAUAUUUUAAUGAAGAUAUGCAGCAGCAAAUAAUCAAGGAAACAUUCCAACUGGUAUCAAAGCGAGAUGAUAAUGUGUGCAAUUUUUUGGAAGGUGGCAGCUUAAUUGGUGGCUCAGAUUAUAAGCUGAUCUAUCGCCAUUAUGCCACGCUGUACUUCGUGUUUUGUGUUGAUUCCUCAGAAAGUGAACUGGGGAUAUUAGAUCUCAUUCAGGUGUUUGUUGAAACACUUGACAAAUGUUUCGAGAAUGUGUGUGAGUUGGACCUAAUUUUUCACGCCGAUGCCGUACAUCAUAUCCUGGCCGAAUUGGUCAUGGGCGGUAUGGUUCUACAGACAAAUAUGUCCGACAUAAUGGCUCGGAUUGAGGAACAGAAUAAGUUAGUUAAACAGGAGGCUGGCAUAUCAGCGGCGCCCGCUCGUGCCGUUAGUGCGGUUAAAAGUAUGAACAUUCCCCAGCAAAUCAAAGAUAUUAAACUGCCCGAUUUGCCUCAAGCCAUCAAAGACUUAAAAUUCUGACCAGGGCAAACCACAAACGUCAAUAACAGUUCCACAUUUGUUGAUAGUUUUGUUUUGCAACGUCUCACUUCACCGACAUCCAACAUAAACCCAACCACAGCGCUAAGUUCUCUGGCUGCGUAUGCGUUAAACCCAAACAAUAACAAUGGUAACAACAGCAGUACAAAUAAUAAUUCAUUAAAGUUUGCCAAUAAGAAUCUUUAUACAUCUUCAGUAACGCAAUUUCUCAAUCAAUCCAUCUAUGAGCCCAUUGAAGAUGACGACUUCAUUAGUUCAUUUCCUUCGGCCGACGCAAUUGCUUCCGCCUUCAACUAUGACUACUAUCAAUCACAGUUAUCCAUGGAUCCCGAAAAUUGCAACGCCUUUGAGUCGAGUAAUCGCAGCGGUGCACCCAAAAAUUUGGCCGAUGUUGCCGAAGCUCAUGAGCAAAGUUUGAAAUUGUUUCGUGAAUCUUUCGAUUUGUCUGCUACAUCUAGGGAGCAACAAAACAUAGGUGAGAGUCAUGAUCCCAAAAAGAAACAUAAGAAAUCAAAAAAGGCCAAAUAAAUAAUUCGAAUUUUAGUUAGUUUUUUUAUAUAAAUAAAGAAGAUUGUGUAUUUGGAAUUGGAAAUUUCCAGUCGGUGAGAGAGAAUCUUAGGCAAAAGUAUAGUAUAUGCAACAGCUCGCAGUAUACAAUAUCUGCUUAGCAAAAUAACAAGAACGUCACUUCUUUAUCAUACUUAUAUAUUUUAUUCCUCUUGAAAAAAACUAUGUAUAUUUUUAUUUAAUAAUAAAAUUAAGUUUAUUAUGUUAAUGGUAGAA
Molecule: messenger RNA, 1471 nt
Organism: Musca domestica (house fly)
Lineage: Eukaryota; Metazoa; Arthropoda; Insecta; Diptera; Muscidae
Product: AP-3 complex subunit sigma-1-like
Exons: 3
Coding region: 95-670 (191 amino acids)
Biological process (GO): intracellular protein transport; Golgi to vacuole transport
Cellular component (GO): intracellular membrane-bounded organelle; AP-3 adaptor complex; membrane coat
Source: RefSeq, a predicted model, not a curated record